UAAAAGCCCUACUGCGCCAUUGCUAGCAUGACGUGCACUUUUUCACGUUUGAUUUGUGAGGUCUUUAAUAAUUCUAUCAUUUUUAUUUCUAAGACAAAAACAGCCAAAGUGCUGCUCCAAGUUUCCAGUGGAUCCUUUAUAUUUAGGGAUAAUUAAAAACACAUCCGGGUCCUUGAUAGUUGCUGUUUUGAUGAUUAGUGGAAUGAUAGGAUCUAUAGAGCUCAGAAGCAAAAGUGAAAGUAUCCAUAUAGCAUAAAAAGUAAAGUAUUUCCUUAUUCGGAUAAACCGCAUGUAAAGCUGUGAAGCUGUGAAGCUGAAAAUGGGUAAUAUGCAAUCUCAGGACCACACAACUAACCAGACUAUGAAGUAUGUUACUUUUGCACUUGGAUGCACAUUAAAACAUCAUAUGGAUAUAGAACAGAAAUUCCAGGAAAUAAUUCCAGCUCUACAGAAUGUGCAGGAUCCAGAGGACUGUGAUUUCAUUAUGGCUUUCUGCUCUGUUGUUGCUAAGAAAGCAACAAAACAGAUGCUUAAAACCCUACCAGGUAACAAACCUGUAGUUCUGGUGGUGCUUCAUCAUCCAGAAUAUAUUGUACCAGUCAGCAGCAGAUCUGUAAAUAGACAGAAUACGAUCACAGUCGACUGUGUAAUCCAUGAAGAUCAGAGAUUAGUGCAGUGUCCUGAAAAUGACAAAGCAUUGUCCAAGGUUAUAAAAUUUAUUGAGGACAUUCAGGGAGGGACACCGAGUAAAAGUCCAUAUGAUCAGCCUUCUGGUAACCAGAUGUUGAAGCGUCCUCGUCUAACAUACUUCACUCCAAUGUCUGGAAACACAUUAGGACAUCAUGAGGACAUAGAGAAGAAACUUCAGGAACUAAUACCAGGUCUGCAGAAGGUGACGAAAUUGGAAGAGUCUGAUUUAGUUCUAGUUUUCUGCCCUGCUGUUUCACAAGCUGGAACUGACACUGAAGCAGGAGUAGAGAUGCUCAAUACCCAAGCAGGUAACAAACCUGCAGUUCUGGUACUGUUUCAUCACACGUUUAAUGCAGAAUUCAUUGUAUCAGACAGCAGCAAAUCUAUUAACAGUCAGAAUACGAUCACAGUCGACUGUCGGUUCCAUAAUGAUCAGGGAUUACUGACGUGUCAUAAGAACAACAAAGCACUGUCCAAAGUUGAAAACUGGAUUAAGAUCAAUCAGGAAAAGUCAACAAGAGAAAGUCCAAAUCAUCAGCCUUCUGGCAUCCAGAUGUUGAAGCGUCCUCAUCUAACAUACUUCACUCUAAUGUCUGGAAACACAUUAGGACAUCAUGUGGAAAUAGAGAGGAAACUUCAGGAACAAAUACCAGGUCUGCAGAAGGUGACGAAAUUGGAAGAGUCUGAUUUAGUUCUAGUUUUCUGCCCAGUUGUUUCACGAGCUGGAACUGACAUUGAAGCAGCAGUAGAGAUGCUCAAUACCCAAGCAGGGGACAAACCUGCAGUUCUGGUGGUGCUUCAUCACACGUUUAAUGCAGAACAUAUUGUACCAGACAGCAGCAAAUCUGUAAACAGACAUAAUACGUUUACAGCCGACUGUCUGUUCCAUGAAGAUCAGGGAUUACUGACGUGUCAUAAGAACAAUGAAGCACUGUCCAAAGUUGUAAACUGGAUUAAGAUCAUUCAGGGAAAGACAACAAGAAAAAGUCCAAAUAAUCAGCCUUCUGGUAAUCAGAUGUUGAAUAAUACAGAGAAUAAUGUACCAGACAGCAGCAGAUCUGUAAACAGACAGAAUACAAUCACAACCGACCGCCCGUUGAAUGAAGAUCAGAGAUCACUGCCAUGUCAUAAGAACAAUGAAGCAUUGUCCAAAGAUGUAAACAUCACUGAGAUCUUUCAGGAAAAGGCAUCAAGAAAAAGUAAAAAUCAUCAGCCUUCUGGUGAUCAGAUGUUGAAGCGUCCUCGUCUAACAUACUUCACUCUAAUGUCUGGAAAGACAUUAGGACAUCAUGUGGACAUAGAGAAGAAACUUCAGGAACAAAUACCAGGUCUGCAGAAGGUGGAAUUGGAAGAUUCUGAUUUCAUUUUGAUUUUCUGCCCAGUUGUUUCACAAGCUGGAACUGACAUUGUAGAAGCAUUGAAGAUGCUCAAUACCCAAGCAGGGGACAAACGUGCAGUUCUGGUGGUUCUUCAUCACACGUUUAAUCCAGAGCUUAUUGUACCAGACAGCAGCAGAUCUGUAAAUAGACAGAAUACGAUCACAGUCGACUGUCUGUUCUAUGAAGAUCAGGGAUUACUGACUUGUCAUAAGAACAAUGAAGCACUGUCCAAAGUUGUAAACUUCCUGAAUCCCAAGGGUGAUGAAAAUCCUGAAAAGAACACAUUUGGCAACUUUGGAAUAAAGUUGCCAAAAUUACCUGACAGAAUAAAGUUGCCCAAAUGGGGGUCAAAAGACACUGACAAGAGUAUAGAAAAAAGAAAACAUGAUGAAUGAUGAAUACAGAGAAGGCCAUGUCCAACCUGGACCAUCUUCCAGACCUUGAAGAUCUCGGUUUCUUCUCAAGAAGCACUGACCAACCCACUACCUAUAUAUAUCUUAAAUAAAUCAUGUUUAGAACUUGUAAGAUUUAUUCAUGUAAAAUUGACUCGUCUCCAUUAUGAUUAAUGUCCUUAAAACUGCUGAGUAUUAGCAUGUAGUAGAUGCCUGCUUUUAUUUGUGGCUCUCUCUAUUCUUCCUACAAGCAUGAACAGUGGACAAUGUAAUGUUCUUUAUGAUAAUCUUUUAAAUAUACUGAAUAAAUGAAAUACGUAACAAUUAUAGUAAGCAGUAUAUUAUGAUUUAAUAUAAUGAUUUAGUUAUGUAAAAUAAAAAUAUAUAAAUGAAACAGUAGGGUUCAUGUUGCUGUAGUAAUGCCAGGUAUGAUGCAGCAUGAUAUAACACAUUAGUUAUUGCCUGUUAUUCUGUGACAAACAAUAAAUGUUCUUAAAGCA
Molecule: messenger RNA, 2961 nt
Organism: Tachysurus fulvidraco (yellow catfish)
Lineage: Eukaryota; Metazoa; Chordata; Actinopteri; Siluriformes; Bagridae
Exons: 18
Coding region: 320-2464 (714 amino acids)
Source: RefSeq, a predicted model, not a curated record